AUGAUCUUGGCCCGCUGGGCCGCUGGCCCCACCGAGGCGCCCCCCGCAGAUGGGGAGGAGGGCGGAAAAGGAGGAGGACAUGGAGGAAGAGGAGAAGAUGGAGGGGGAGGUGUUGUUGGAGUUGGAGAUACCGGGAUCACAGCGACCCUGACCGAGACUCCAAUCAGUAGCAAGCCGAGCUCCGGCAGCACGACACCAGCUCCCGCUGCACCAUCCUCCUCCUCCGCACCAUCUUCCGUCAAAUCACCCAGGCCCAAGUCGAGUCUGGGGAAGAAGGGUCGCAGGGGUGGUGGUUCAUCUGGUUCUAUCUCUGGCCUUGGUGUUGUUUCUGGUGUUAAUUCACCAGGCACAAAAGCGACAUCCCGCAGAACAUCUGCCAGGAUUCUUAAGACCACCCCGCCGUCAUCUGCCGCCGUGUCCCGGGCUACCUCCGUCUCCCCUACUACCGUCCCCGUCUUAACAUCGUCCAUAUCCCCUUCUCCCGUCCUUGGAUCUGCGGCCACCACAGCUGCAGCAUCCGCCGCCACGACGCGCUCGUCGACUGCAACUCCGGCCGGCGCAUCUGUUGCUGCUGCUGCUGCUGCUGCUGCGAGUCGCAAAGUCUUUCCCAAGAGCAUGGAGCCUCCCGUCGUCUCCUUUUACGGCACCGAGCCGAUCCCGCUGCCCUCGCGCUUUGCCGGCGUCAAAAAGCGGCUAAUCGCCGGCCACGAAGCCGCCGUCGAGGCUUCCUGGCGCCGUCUCCUCGAAGCCCUCAAGACCGAGAUUGCCGACAUUCAGGCCCGCGGCUCCGAGCUCAUCCCGUCCAUCAAUUUCACCGACAUCAACGACCCCGUCCGCGUCGAGGCAUUCGCCCACCGCUUGCGCAGAUAUGGCGUCGCCGUCAUCCGCGGCGUUGUGUCUCCCUUCGACGCCCAGAGCUGGGUUCAGGAGACGCACGAGUAUCUAGACAAGAACCGCGAGUUCAAGCCGCCGGCGCUCCACGAUCCGACUUGCAUCGACCUUUUCUGGACACCAGUCCAAGUCCGCGCCCGCGCCCACCCCAACAUGCUGCGAGCGCAAAAGUUCGCCAUGUCAUUUUGGGAAUCAACCGACGACCUGCACAUUACACGCGCCCCCGUGAGCUACGCCGAUCGUCUACGCAUUCACAACGACAAGCUGGGCGCAGUCGGCCAGCAGAAUGGCAAUUCCGCUGCCGAUUCGCUGAGCGCCAGCGCCUCGUCAACCGUCAUUGCUCAGAUCGACAGUGGCAGUCUCGAGCGUUGGGAGCCCGACGGCUACGGACGCGGCGGCACCUACGAAGCCGUGUUCCGCGGCGAUUGGGAAUCGUACGACCCUUGGGAUCCGGCCGGUCGCGUGGGUGCCACGACGGACUUGUACAACGGCGCCGGCGCAUGCAGCGUGUUCCGCAUGUUCCAGGGCAUUCUGGCUCUCACAAAAGUCGAGCAAGGCAUGGUGCGCGUGCUGCCAUCCCCGAAGCUCGUCGCUGCAUACUUCCUCCUGCGGCCCUUCUUCUCGCCAAAACGCGGUCCUCCGGAACAGCCGGACGGCGGUAAGGCGGAUCAAUGGGCCGCGUAUCUUGACGCGUCCAACUGGACUCUCGACCCGGAACCCAACACCAUCAUUCACGGCGCGGUCCCCGGCCACGCGCAGCGUAUCACCGAGAGAUGGCAUCCGCAUCUGCAUCUCCGUAGGAGUCUGGUGUCUCUGCCGAGCAUGCAAGCGGGCGACUAUGUUAUUUGGCACUGCGACCAAGCCUAUUCCAUCAUCACCGGGGGCACGAGACUUGGUGUCCCUCCAUCACUGCAAAACGAGUCCAACGAGCUGUCGCUGCUGACUUACACUCCCGUGUGCCCGUUGACACAGACCAACGCUCUCUUCCUCGCCCGCCAGCGCAAAGCCUUCCAGACUGGCCAGCCGGGACCGGACUUUGAUACCCUCUUUGCGCUGGGCAGCGAGGCCUCGCAUCAGGACCGUCCCGGUGCCAAGGAGGUCGAGGAGUACGGUGGGGUCGAUGGCCUGCGAGCCAUGGGUCUCGCGCCAUACGACGUCGAGCCCGCCGGCGCAUCGCCGAAGCGGGAGCUGAACGGAGACGCAAUGGACAUUGACGAUGAGGAAGGCAUGCGGAACAAGUCAAAGACGGAGGCCGAGCAGGAGCUCUUGCGGCUGGCCAACAUCAUCCUCUUCCCCAACCGGUAUGACUUUUACAUACCGAUGAACGGCACCAAGGGUAGCGGCGACCGCACGCCUCGUGCACAGGGUCAAGGCGUGCCCAAGACGACAGGGCGGUGGCGGCGGGGUGACAGCCGGCGAUUGGAGUCGUCGGGCAGAGGCGAGGAGGACGACGAGCCGGAGACCGUUGUUGAGACCGUGACAUCCAAGGGAAAGGCAAAGGCGGCCAUCACGGUCACGGUCACCGCGACGGAUCCCUAG
Colletotrichum karsti is the source of this 2430-nucleotide messenger RNA. RefSeq lists its product as uncharacterized. The record is from RefSeq and is a predicted model, not a curated record. Lineage: Eukaryota; Fungi; Ascomycota; Sordariomycetes; Glomerellales; Glomerellaceae. The transcript has 2 exons. Bases 1 to 2430 code for a protein of 809 amino acids.